UUAUUGAUAGUCUCCCUCUAUGUACUCGCACUCGCCCUCAGGCGCUUCCUGCACGCUGCUUGAGGCGGGCUGUGGGGCGCGUUGCCGGCUCACGGGUCGCCAGACGCUCCUGCCGGUCCUCGGUGAUGUGUCGGGGUGGGCGGCGGACUGUUGGGUGGGUGCGGCGGCUUCUGGCCGGGCGGCUGGUUGGCUGGCGGGCCGCCGGACGCCUCUGGUAGGCCCUGGUGGUGCGGGUGGCUGGGUGGCGGGCUGCUCAGUGGAAGCGGUUGCUUCUGGCGGGGCGGCUGGUCGGCUGACGGGCCGCCACUCCCGUCCGCUGCGCUGCUGGGGCUGUUGUGUGGCGGUCUCGUCUGUGUCUCCCUCCUCUUCGUCGAUGGUCUCCAGCGCUUGAAACGAGUUGGGCGACCGCAUGGCUGGUUGUCCGCCCCUGGUGCGCUGAGGUCGCCGAGCCACCGAUCUGGGGAGCUGGAAGCCUCUCGGGAGGUAUAUUUGCCGUUGUCUUCUGCCAUGCUGCCGCCCCUGUCGUCGUGUUGCGAGAGACAUAUUGGCGCGGGACCCCGUGCUGCUGGUCCUCGGGCGGGUGUUGUUGUUUUGCCUCCUCGGUUGUGCUGCCUCUGCCGCUCCAUUCGACGACCCGCUCGCCGCCGGUGUAGCCGCCUCCCUCCUGGUAUUGACCACGUCGACCCACGCCCUCCCCCCCGCCUGCUCCGUGUUCUCGCUGGGCUGCUGGGACGGCUCUGUCGAAGGUCGCCACUCGUCGUCUUGCUCCUCCUGUCGUGCUGGGCCGUAGAGCUCCGGGUUGUUCGCCAUCGCCUCCUCCAUCUCCGCCAUGCUGCCUGGCAGUGGGGGCUCCUCGAUGCCGAGCUCUAGGUUGCGAUUGAGUUGGGGCAGCUCGAGCAGCAGUGUGUUGGUGCCUGGCAGCAUGAGCACGUCCUCUACUGCUUCGCCAGCGUCGUACUCGUCGGCUGCGUCGGCCCUCGGCGUUGCGAUCCACGUGCUCGAUAAUGUGGGCGCGAAGCGGGAGGGUCCCUUCAUCUCCUCCGGCCCCCUCAAGCACCUCGAAGGCGAAUUGAGCGUGGCAUUGUGGGCAGCGGUGUCCG
Messenger RNA from Vitrella brassicaformis, 1100 nucleotides. Lineage: Eukaryota; Vitrellaceae. The record is from the annotation of a GenBank genome assembly.